CGCGCUUUCGCCGCGCGGCUGGUUAGGCUUUCGCGCUGGUUAGAUUUUCGCGCACGCAUUUGGUUACCAAUAUCGCCCUCCGGGCGCGACCUUCAUAGUGAAAGAACUACUACACAAAGAAAAUGAGCCAACAGGCAAGCCUUCCCGGCAGGAAUAUUUUCACUUCCUGUCCGUCCGCCUCGUCACAGCACGAGCUAUGGCAACAUAACAAUCCACAGCCAUCCGCUCGGGGAGCAGGAGACCGCCCGAAGGCGUUGCUGGAGUCGAUGCGAGCGCUGUCAGCCCGGGCGGCCGAGCUGUACGGGGCGGAAGCUACUAAGCGAGCAAGCUAUUCCACUUGCACUGCAGCGGAGUAUGAAAAUGACGUCGUCUUUUCGGAACCUGUCCCGGAGUUUGAGCUACCGGAUGGUGAGCCAGGGUGUGGUGCGCCGAACCUGCAGCAUCAAAAGCAUCCACAACAACAGGCUUGUUCUGCUACACCAAAGCCGCAUUCCUCCAGCGAAUUUGUUGUAUCUUCUUCCUUGUCCCUAGUAGAGCACCUGCCCCCAGAUGAUGGUGGAGCUAGUGUAGCUCUUACAGCAGGUGAGUGCGACGACGACGAAAGCAGCCGUCUUUGGUAUAAUUCCUAUUCACCGCAGAAUGAAAAGCAUGAUCAUCAUCGACAGCGCAUCGAACAGCGAGGGGACGAAGCUGCUCGUCCCAGCGGCGCGGCCGAACAAAUGAACGCAGUGUCGCUGGGCUCCCAGUUUGCCUACGAGAGCGAGAUCGAGAAGUUGAAACUCGAGCUGGAAACCAAGGACUUUACCAUUAUUUCGAUCCAACGAAAUUUGGAAAACCUCGCGAUCCUGUCAAAGUCGGAGCGGGCGGAAUUGAUGGCGACGAAAAAGCUCCUGGUGAGCGAGGUGGAGAAGAACAAAACAAUUACCGAGGAGUUGCUGUCUGUAAAGGAAGCGAAUUUGGUUUUGCAGCAGAAAGUCGUGUAUCAAAUGCAAAAAUGUCAGGGUCUGGCAUGUUGCCGGGUUUGUUAUGCAUAUUUUGCAUGACCCAGGAUGUCUGCAAUACACAACCUAGCAUCACAGAUUUUUAGAGGGCUUCCUGACGCCUCCUCCGCGUGACAAAUGCCCUCCCCACGUAGCACAAACUAGACUCCUCGUCUUGCUGGUCAUGCAAUACAGAUUUUUUCAGAGUUCCAAAGUUAGCAUCACAAGUUCCAACCUUCCAGACCCAGACAUUCUUGCAUUUGAUAUCGUGCGGCUCAGAAGUGAGAUUCUCGCGGCGAACAAAAAGUGCUAAAUAAGAGCAGGACGAGCUAUGCUUCGCCCAAUUUGUAUGAUGGAAUGUAUAAUUACUAUCUGCGCUCGCUGUGCUGUUGUGAUGAUGAAAGUUUCAACAUAUCUAGAGGCAGCUUUGUAGUAGAUGGCUCAAAAAACAACUGACUCUCAUCUGUCUUGUCC
This is a messenger RNA of Amoebophrya sp. A120, 1454 nucleotides long. The record is from the annotation of a GenBank genome assembly. Lineage: Eukaryota; Dinophyceae; Syndiniales; Amoebophryaceae.